This is a messenger RNA of Oryctolagus cuniculus (rabbit), 4279 nucleotides long. RefSeq names its product transmembrane protease serine 11B-like protein. Gene Ontology annotation, biological process: proteolysis. Gene Ontology annotation, cellular component: extracellular region; plasma membrane. Lineage: Eukaryota; Metazoa; Chordata; Mammalia; Lagomorpha; Leporidae. The record is from RefSeq and is a predicted model, not a curated record. Gene Ontology annotation, molecular function: serine-type endopeptidase activity.
CUUUUGCUAUCAUUGUGACUAAGUUGUGGAGCUAUUAGGGGUAAGAGAAAUGAAACACAGAUUUGAAAGACUAUGCAAUUUUCUAACCUAUUCCUCAUUUUCACAUUCUUCAUGUGCAGACCAGUCACAGCUUCCCGGACAUCUCUGCCAUUAUGGAUGAUUGCUCUCAUUGUGUUUGGAGUCUUGGCAAUCCUUGGAAUUACUAUUGGUCUCCUGGUCCAUUUUCUGGCAGUAGAAAACAAGACCUAUUACUAUCAAGGUAGCUUUAAAGUGUUGGAUAUCCCAAAUAAUAGGAAUUAUGAAAGGGAGACAUCACCAGAAAAUAACUAUCUUAGCAAAAUCCUUGAGACCAGGAUGACUGAUGCAUUUCAACGUUCUAAUAUUUACAGACAAUAUAUCAAUUCUCAAGUCACAACACUGGUUCCUGAUAACAACAGUGUGACAGCACAUAUAUGGCUGGUCUUCAAGUCUACCACAUCAAAUAAGGAAAACACAAGAAGAAGAAUCGAAAGCAUCUUACGUCAGAUGCUGAGGAGCGACUCAGGAUCCUUGACUACAGACCCGAACUCUCUGAGCCUCAUGGAAAUCAGUAAGGUUGAUGCUGAAAGGAUUAUCAACAACCGCUGUGGGAGACGAGCAAAGAUGUCAGCUACGUAUGAUAGAAUCAAGGGAGGCUCCAACGCUCAGGAAGGAGAAUGGCCGUGGCAAGCUAGUCUCAAGAUGGAUGGCCGACACUACUGCGGGGCGUCGCUGAUCAGUGAGAGAUACCUGGUGACUGCGGCUCACUGCUUUCAAAAGACCAAAAAUCCAAGAAACUUUACUGUCAGCUUUGGCACUGAAGUAAUACCCCCCUACAUGCAACGUUAUGUUCAACAAAUCAUUAUUCAUGAAAACUAUAUCAAGGGUGAACAUCAUGAUGAUAUUGCAAUUAUAUUGCUCACUGAAAAAGUUUCAUUUACGAAUGAUGUACACCGAGUUUGUCUUCCUGAAGCCACACAGGUUUUCUCACCAGGUGAAGGAGUUGUUGUUACAGGAUGGGGAGCAUUUAUAUAUGAUGGUGACGAAUUCCCCGUGUUGCUUCAGAAAGCACCUGUGAAGAUUAUUGACACAAACACCUGUAAUGCCAGAGAAGCGUACAAUGGUAUGAUACUGGACACAAUGCUGUGUGCGGGGUACAUGGAAGGAAAUAUUGAUGCCUGCCAGGGUGACUCUGGAGGGCCACUGGUUCAUCCCAAUUCUCGAAAUAUCUGGUACCUUGUUGGAAUAGUGAGCUGGGGAGUUGAAUGUGGCCAACUCAAUAAGCCCGGGGUCUACACACGAGUGACCUCCUACCGCAACUGGAUUGCCUCCAAGACUGGUCUCUAAGAGAAAAGCAAAGCAUCUUGUAGCAACCAUCACAGGCCGUUUUCACCUGUUGCUCCUAAGCAUUAUUUAACAUGUAUUUUGAACUUGGGUGUACCAUGACCUUUUUGAAAGAAUUGUGGUCCUGAGGACAUAUUUAUAAAUUUUUAUUUUAAGUAGACUCAAUAAGACAAAACAAGAAAUUUCAUUUUUGGCCCAUAAAGGUCUAAGCAAAAAAAGUGCUGCCAUUAAAAAUAGACUAUUGUAAUACUAUUUGCUUUCUAUUUCAUUAAUCUACAUGCUGGGUAUCUCACCACAGCAUAAAGCUCUUGGUUUUAUCAUUCAGAUGUUUUAGAAUUAGGAAAGUAUGUCUUUACCCGUGAUAAACCAGCAGGCUGCACUGUGAGACUGGAACCAAUGUUUAACAAGGUUGGGUUAGAACCUGCUUAUACCUUCAUGUUGUACUGUGAUUGUGACUUAAACUUGGUCUGAAUGGAGGCAUUAAGUUAUAAUCUCUUAUUGUACUGUGUUCUUCAUAAUUUUUGCCAUCAUUGUGAAAGAAUUUGACUAUCAGCAAAACAACAGAUUUCAGACUAACAGAGACAAACUACAGCAAUUCUACAAUGUUGAUACAAAUGUCUUUGGAAAUUUCUUGUAACAUAUUUUGAAAAAGUAGCUAUGAACCAUGAAAAUUCAUAAUAUUCUUUACUUAAAAAACUUGUAAGCAAACUUUGUUCAAUGACAUUUUCCCUUUCAGUUUCUCUAUAUUUUCUUGAGUUUGCAAGUGACUCUUCUCUUUUCUUUCCUCCUCCACUUCCUGCUCCCCCUUCUCCUCAUCCUCUUUUUCUAUAAUAAGAAGCAUUAUUUUCACUCUUCUGGCUUGUGGAGGUUUAACAACCAGAAACCUCAGACAAGGUGUAUUAAGAGUCAUUUGAAAGUCAGUGGAGAUAGGAGGCUCCUGGUCAUGCUUGAGGUAGUGAGGCCAAUCCAGCCCAGGUUGGGCCCCUCCAGCCUAUGGAGUUAGUCAGGUGGUCACCAAUCUUGUGCAUGAAUUUCCCUAUCUAGGAACUGUUCCUCCAGAAAGCCACAGAGGUACAAGUCUGGGCAUACAAAGUGUAAGGUGUGCAGAUAGAGUAGGCUUUGGUUCAGGUUCAUCUCCAGGGAAAAGGCAGCUUCCAUGACAUCCAGGCUGUUGCCCCACUCAUUCUGAAACAGAUUCUAUACUGCUUGGCAGAAGGCUUGGAUCCCACAUGACUUUUGCAUCUUCCAUGGAUGCUGGGCACCCUUGAAAUUUUCAUUUGUCAACUGGCUGAAGUGGCCCACACUGUACAAAAUAUGUCUUGCUGGUGGAAAAGAUAUUCAGAGAGUAAGGUACAGGGAGGCCCACAGUUGAAGGUUGACUAGGCUGCAGUAAUUGUAGACGAUCUGGGAUCGCAGAUAGUUGACAGUACGGAGCUAACUCAAACAGGAAUGGCAUUAGCAGGUCUCAGAAGAAGGAGUCAAGCAACUAAGGAUGAAUUUCUCAAAGCAAGUGACAUAUGACUGCAUUAGAAGAUGACAGCCUACAGUGAUGAUUGGGUUGUGAGGGCUCUGCCUUCAUGAGUUAAUUAAUGCCAUGAUGAUGGAGUGGAUUCCUUAUAAAAUAGUACAUUCAUCUUCCUUUUGCCCUCUCAGAUCUUCCGUGCUUCUGUCAUGUGAGAACAGCCUUCUUUCCCUCUGGGAGAUGCAGAGGAAAAGUGGAAGUAGAGAUGAGGCCCUAUCCUAACUGCAAACCUACCAAUGCCUUGAUCUUAGGUAUCUCAGCUUCCAGAACCACAAGAAUAUUUUCUACUUUUGACAAAUGACCUAGUCUGUGUAUUUUGUUGUGGCAGAACAAAACAGACUAACACAGAAAAUCAAAUUUCCUAGCUAUAAAUUUCCUUCCUUUUUAAAGAGCUCAGCUACAGGUUAAUUAAACAUUACUUAAAAGGGAGGGAUAUACCCAAGCCGGUGAGAGCUGUGGAAGAGAAGAGAGAAACUUAGCUACCCAGAUGGUCUCAUCUUGACUGGAAACUGGAGGCCACUUGAUAAUGCAAAUAGAGGAGAACACUUGGAAGUUCUAAACUGUGCAGUUUUCUUUUGCUUUCAUUUGCCAUAAAUGGAAAUGCUUGAUAAAAAGAUGCAUUGUUAUUUUUAACGCAGGCUGUGCAGGAAUUGAAAAAUAAAACAUGUCAAGGAGUUUCUCAAAAGAAAGGCAUAUGAAUAGAAAGAAACUAAUCCAUGUUUCAUGAGUGUUAAUGCCCCAAUUUUGAUCACAAUGCCAUGAUGCCAUGUACACUUUUGUAUUGGGUAACCUCCUGUGAAAUCAUGCAUUGUCUUAAAGAAAGACGACAGAUAACAAAAUCAGUAAAUCUACCUUCUUCCAGAGCAGUCUAGAAGAGUUGAAGAUUCAUGGAAGGGGAAGAGGAAACUUAAGGAACUGGUUUUGAGAAUGGGCGUAGUUAGGGCAUAGUUAGGAAGAGGAAUCCUAGUGACUAACCAGAAGUAUCAUGUUUCUAAGAUCAGAUGCAGUUUCCAUAACAGUUGAAUUGUUCCAUGUGAACACAGGCCAGAAGUCCAUCUUGGACUUAGAGUCUUCCUGGCUUGCAUCUGCCCUGAGAACCAGAAUUCAUUAAUGUGUAACAGUAAACUCCAAUUUUUGUUAAUAAGAUAAAUGCAUUAUAAAUGAAUGUUUAUGCAUUUUCUAUUCACUCAAAACUAAUGAGUUCCACAGAACUUCAUUGGUAAGUAUUUUCAACGUUUUAGUUUAAUAUUUUACUGAAUUAAACUUUGCAAACAACAAACUUUGCAAUGAGAAGUAGUAAUGAAAAGGUAGCUCUUUUAUACAAGCAAUUCUUAUGACUAUUAAAAUCAAAUAGUGUAAAUUAAAAAUCAUUGCUUUAUCUUGCAUUUGAGUAGA